This is a messenger RNA of Penicillium pulvis, 1596 nucleotides long. RefSeq names its product putative methionine permease. Lineage: Eukaryota; Fungi; Ascomycota; Eurotiomycetes; Eurotiales; Aspergillaceae. Gene Ontology annotation, cellular component: membrane. The transcript has 3 exons. Gene Ontology annotation, molecular function: L-amino acid transmembrane transporter activity. The record is from RefSeq and is a predicted model, not a curated record. Bases 1 to 1596 code for a protein of 531 amino acids. Gene Ontology annotation, biological process: amino acid transmembrane transport.
AUGUCCAAUAGUGAAAGGCAGCCAUUAUUAGAACCCGGUCAACAUGAUCCACUCAUCUCCCCGGUUAUACCCGUUUUCCCAGACAGUCUUCCAGGUACGACCUAUGAUAAGAACAUCAGCUGGACCAGUGCCUACAUCUUGGUGGUUUCAAGGGUGAUCGGGAGCGGCAUCUUCGCCACUCCUGGAUCGAUCGUGAAAUCCGCCGGUAGUGUAGGCUUGACACUCCUAGUGUGGCUGGUUGGAACUAUCCUAUCAGCAUGUGGCUUGUCAGUGUCAAUGGAAUAUGGAUGUAUGCUGCCCCGAUCAGGAGGAGAUAAAGUAUACCUGGAGUAUGCUUAUCGCCGGCCGAAAUUUCUCGCGUCGACUGUGGUCGCGGUACAUGCAGUAGUCUUGGGCUUUACGGCGAGCAACUGCAUUGUUUUCGCCAAGUAUACGCUAUUUGCCUUGAGUAUCGAGCCGACUGAUCUCCAAUACAAGGCUUUAGCGAUUGGACUUUUGACUGCCAUUACAAUAAUUCAUGGCUUCUUUUUCAAGACCGGGAUUAUCAUCCAGAAUGCGCUUGGGUGGGUUAAGAUAUUCUUGAUUGGCGCCAUGUCUUUAACAGGGGUUUGGGUGUUGCUCUUGCAAUUUCUCGGUGGUGAUAUCAAUACUUCGCCUGGGGCUAGGCGACUCAGUGGUGUCUCGUGGGACACGUUAUGGGAGGGUUCAAAUUGGAGCUGGAACUUACUAUCGACGGCGCUGUUUAAGGUCAUUUACUCUUAUGCCGGACUAAGCAACAUCAACAAUGUGCUUAAUGAGGUGCAAGACCCUGUUAGGACGCUCAAAACAGUGUGCCCUUCAGCUUUGCUUACGGCUGGUGGCCUCUAUUUGCUGGCCAACCUGUCUUAUCUUCUGGUCGUUCCGUUAGAGGAAAUCAAGAACAGUGGAGAACUAGUCGGGGCACUCUUGUUUGAGCGGCUGUUCGGUAACAUCGGAAGCACACUCUUCCCGCUUGCGAUCGCAAUCUCAGCCGCAGGAAAUGUUAUGGUAGUAACAUUUGCUUUGGCGCGAGUCAAUCAAGAGAUUGCCCGACAAGGUUUCUUACCGUGGCAGAAGCUGCUAUCCUCUUCGCGCCCCUUUGGCACUCCACUCGGUGGCCUAAUCGUGCACUAUGUGCCAUCUCUACUAGUCAUUGCGCUACCACCACAACAAGACGUCUACAACUUCAUCCUUGAUGUGGAAGGGUAUCCCGGUAAUAUCAUGGCGCUCGCCGUUACCAUUGGACUAUUGAUACUACGAUACAAAGAGCCAAGUCUCCCACGACCAUUCAAGGCAUGGCUUCCGGCUGUUUGGGUACGAGUUGUAGUCUGUAUUAUACUAUUAGUGGCACCUUUUAUUCCACCUCCAGGCCAUCAAGGAGACGUCCACUUCUUCUAUGCGACAUACGCUAUUGUCGGCAUCAGCAUAAUCAUUUUUGCUGUUCUUUAUUGGUAUGUCUGGACGGUGAUUUUGCCUCGGAGGGGAGGUUAUACAUUAGAAGAGACUGUGGAGACACUGGAUGACGGGACAACGAUUAAUAGGCUAGUUCGCUCGUUUCCCUCGCUUUCAAGAAAUUAA